Passer domesticus (house sparrow) is the source of this 1735-nucleotide messenger RNA. RefSeq names its product telomere repeats-binding bouquet formation protein 1-like. Gene Ontology annotation, biological process: meiotic attachment of telomere to nuclear envelope; homologous chromosome pairing at meiosis. The transcript has 10 exons. NCBI's taxonomy places the organism in Eukaryota, Metazoa, Chordata, Aves, Passeriformes, Passeridae. The record is from RefSeq and is a predicted model, not a curated record. The coding region runs from base 169 to 1347 and encodes 392 amino acids.
AGCAGCAGUGUGAGCAGCAGGACCAGGGCAGUGCCUGGCCCUGUGCUGGGCACUGCUGAGGCCACACUCGAGUGCUGUGCCCGGCACUGGGCCCCUCGUGAAAAAGGACAUUGAGGGGCUGAGGGUGUCCAGAGAAGGGCAGCAAGGCUCACAAAGGGUCUAGAAAACAUGCCCCAUGAGGAGCAGCUGAGGGAGCUGGGUUUGUUCAGUCUGGAGAAGAGGCUCACGAGGGACCUCACUGCUCUCUCCAACUCCCUGACAGGAGCGUGCGGUGAGGUGGGGCCGCUCUCUCCUGCUCGGCCUGCAGUGAGAACCAGAGGAAGUGGCCUCACGUUGAGAGAAAAUUCAGAUAUGAAAACAGAUCUGAACUUACUGCUUGAAUGCCUUAAAUAUCAGAUGGACUGCCCUCUGUCUCAGAAGGAGGCUUUGAUCACUAUCUAUUCCAUUUGCCAACAAAACAGUGAAGCGAGCAAAUACUUUCGAGAAAUUGGUGGUUUGAUGUUUAUAAAUGACCUUGCCAAGGCGAGUGCUCAUUGCAUCGUAAAGGAAUCAGCUUUAUUUACAUUGGGGAUUAUUAUAGAGAGUGAUGUGUAUUGUCAACAGACUUUGUGUACUUCUGCAUUGUUUGAAGACCUCAUUUUAUUUUUAAUUAAAAAGGAUUCUGGUGUGAACUUGAAAAGAAUGUCUAUUUAUGUCAUCUUAGUACUGGUUUCAAAUAAUAAAAAUGGGCAAACCUGUGUCAGAGAUACAGGCUGCAUCAGCCUGCUGCUGCAGUUAUUCAGAACAACUCUCUCCACCUCUGAGAAGAAUCUGUCAGCUAAAACCACUGAUCCCUGCUAUCAGCUCUGGUCCUCAGUGUGCAGCACUCUCUGUGCCUGUGUCAACAACCCCCAGAACGAAGAUAAUCAAAACAUUUGCUGUUCGGUUUUUCCCUAUGCCAAAGAGUGGCUCGAGAGUUGCACAGAGCCUGAGAUAGUUCGUCCCAUUUGUUCAUUUCUUGGUCUCACAGUUGCAAAUAACUCAUAUGUGCAGAAAUAUUUUGUUUCUAUUGGAGGAUUGGAUACAUUAGCCAAAGUUCUCCUUGAGCUUAUGCAUGAUUCCUGUUUGAGUCACUCCAGCAUGAAACUUGCAGUGGUAGUAACAAAGACUCUGGAUGCCUGCAUUGCUAAUAACUCUGCCAUGGGUGUUGUCUUGGCACAGUAUCACACUGUGUCAGAGCUGCUGAAGCUGCUGUCCAAUUGGACACUGAGCACAGGAGAAAAAAUCAGUAUUAUUCUAACAAUUGGACACUGUACUGAAGUUUGUGGCCUCACUGAAAUGUCGCAUAUCUACUCCAAGAGCAGGUAAUGGAAGAGAAGAAGUACAAGAGUCAUUAUUCAAAUGCUUUAGGCCACAAUUAAAUGAGCUUGGAACUCCAUCAUAUAAUUUGUCUCAGUAGUCAUCCUUCAGUUUUCUUGCAGUAAUCUGAGUUCUGAUCAAAUCAUCCUGUGGGAUGUAAAGCUCUCCUGCUGUCACUGCAGCAGGCUUGGGUCUGUAAUGAAAAUCUCUUUCUACAGAAACUUGCAGAAAGUUGCCAGUAUUGGCUGCUAAAAUUACUGUAAGGUUAAGGUGUGUGGGGCUGAAACCAAACCUUUCCUUUGCCAUGUCCUGUUCUAGAAGAAAACCAGUGUGAGCUGCUUCAGAACAAUGGUCUGCCACUUAUGAUUCAGGUAUUGACAGAAUCUCAGGACGAGGA